AAGGAAUAUACAGUUAAUUAACUGAAAGUCUCCAAAACUUCCAUGUCCACCAUUUCAAAGGGAAAAAAAAAAGCUUGCAACUUUAUCCAUUAAUACCUCUCAAUGAACUCGACAAUACAUAACCAUUCCAUCACCACAACUCCAUCAACUCACCCAUCUUCACUCUUCCCUCAAAUCUCGAGCUGCAAAUCUAUCAAACACCUCAAACAAAUUCAUGCACACUUCAUCAAAACCGCCCUUAUCAGUGACCCUCUUGCAGCUGCAGAAUUUCUUAAGUCCCUCUCCCUCUCGAACCACCGCGACCUGAGCUAUGCCCGUAAGUUUUUCAACCAAGUACAUCAACCAAAUUGCUUUUCUUGGAACACAAUUAUCCGAGCUUUCGCCGAAUCUGAUGAUAGUAAUGAGCACCCAUUAGAAAGCUUGUUGCUUUUUAGUAGAAUGUGUAGUGAUGGUAAUGUUGAGCCUAAUAGAUUUACUUUCCCUUCUGUAUUAAAAGCUUGUGCUAGAACAGCAAGGUUACGAGAAGGGAGACAAGUUCAUGGAUUUGUUGUUAAGUUAGGGUUUGAUAGUGAUGAAUUUGUUGCUAGUAAUCUUGUUAGAUUGUAUGUUAUGUGUGGUGUUAUGGAUGAUGCUUCUGUUUUGUUUAGGAAGCAUGUUGUUCAGUAUGAUGAUUGUGGUAAAUUAGUGAGGAAUACGCGGAUGAGAGACGGUAUUGUGGUUCUGUGGAAUGUGAUGAUUGAUGGGUGUGUAAGAAUUAAGGAUCUUAUAGCUUCGAGGAAUCUGUUCGAUGAAAUGCCUCAUAGAAGUGUUGUUUCGUGGAAUGUGAUGAUAUCGGGGUAUGCGCAAAACGGGUAUUUUAAGGAGGCGGUAGAAAUGUUUCGUGAUAUGCAAAUGGGUGAUAUAUCUCCGAAUUAUGUGACUUUGGUUAGUGUUCUUCCUGCAAUUUCAAGAUUAGGUGCACUUGAAUUGGGAAAAUGGGUUCAUUUGUACGCAGAGAAGAAUGAAAUUGAGAUCAAUGAUGUGCUUGGUUCUGCUCUGAUUGAUAUGUAUUCGAAGUGUGGAAGCAUUGAGAAGGCAAUUCAAGUAUUUGAGAGCGUACGCAACAAGAAUAAUGUCAUUGUUUGGAGCGCUAUAAUUGGCGGGCUAGCUUUGCACGGGCGAGCAAAGUGUGCUCUUGCUUAUUAUAGGAUGAUGCAGGAAGCUGGUCUGGCACCGAGUGAUGUUGUGUAUAUCGGCCUACUGAAUGCUUGUAGCCAUGCUGGUUUAGUCGAAGAGGGUCGUUUGUUAUUCAAUCAUAUGAUCAAUGUCGACGGUCUAGAACCUAGGAUCGAACACUAUGGAUGUAUGGUUGAUCUUUUAGGCCGUGCCGGGCUUUUAGAAGAGGCUGAACAAGUUAUAAGAAAAAUGCCUAUCAAACCAGAUGAUGUGAUAUGGAAAGCCUUACUUAGUGCUUGUAAAAUGCACGGAAACAUCGAGAUGGGGGAGCGAAUCGCACGUAUUUUGAUGGAAUUGUUUCCAGAAGACAGCGGCUCGUACGUAGCUUUAUCCAAUAUGUUUGCCUGUAGAGGAAACUGGGAUGGAGUGUCAGAAGUGAGGCUGAAAAUGAAGGAACUAGAAAUAAGGAAAGACCCUGGAUGUAGCUGGAUUGAACUUAACGGGGAGAUUCACGAAUUCCUUGUAGAAGACGGUUCAAAUCCUCGAGCUCAAGAAAUCCGUUCGAUGUUGGAGGAGAUUUCUAGUCGACUGAGAUCAAUAGGGUACCAACCCGACACAACACAAGUGACGGUCAACAUUGAUGAAGAAGAUAAAGAAAAUGCAUUGAACUAUCAUAGUGAGAAGAUUGCUAUUGCCUUCGGAUUAAUUAGUAGUAGCCCUCAAAGUCCACUUAAGAUUGUUAAGAAUUUAAGAAUUUGUGAAGAUUGUCACUCUUCUAUUAAGCUAAUUUCAAAGAUUUAUAAACGUAAGAUCAUCGUAAGGGAUCGAAAACGUUUCCACCAUUUUGAGAAUGGAUCAUGUUCUUGUAUGGAUUAUUGGUAGUUAAGAUCAAUAUCUGUCAAGAUUAUAUAAAUUAAUAACUGUGCUAUGAUUAUGAUAA
Mercurialis annua (annual mercury) is the source of this 2095-nucleotide messenger RNA. RefSeq names its product pentatricopeptide repeat-containing protein At5g48910. Gene Ontology annotation, molecular function: RNA binding; protein binding; zinc ion binding. The record is from RefSeq and is a predicted model, not a curated record. Bases 103 to 2037 code for a protein of 644 amino acids. NCBI's taxonomy places the organism in Eukaryota, Viridiplantae, Streptophyta, Magnoliopsida, Malpighiales, Euphorbiaceae. The transcript has a single exon. Gene Ontology annotation, biological process: RNA modification.